AUGGUAAACUAUACGACUUUAGUCUUAUCCACAUUUAUGCUGGCUGGUAUCAACCUGGCUUCAGCAAAGCUAAACCAAACUAAUUCCCAAUCUGAUCCAUUAAUGAAAGUAGAUACGGUUGAGCUCUCUGCCCUGAGGAAGGAUGAGAAGGAAAAACUGAAGACCUAUUUCGACGAAAGCAUUGGACUUGUGCAAAAAAUGUUUGCAAAGUAUAAGGCAGUUGUUGAAAAGUCUGGCAGUGAAUCACAAAAGGAAUCCAUUAAGACUGAUGAAACUGCGCUUAAUAAGGAGAUUAAAGACUUUAAGGAUGAAAUGAAAUAUUCUGAAAAACAUGCGUGGACUACUGAACAAUAUUAUAAAUUCUUUUCUGAUUGCGAAGCACGUAUUCCAAAAUUCUUUAAACACGUUAAAAACGCCAAAGAAAUCAUCUCUUCACUCUAUGAGGAGGUUAAAGAAGAUGGCAAUAAAACAGUUAAAGCUGGUAAAGAUGGAUUGAAGCGCGAAUUUGAAAUUCUUGAGAUCCAAGAAAAGUCCACGUUUCAGUACCCAAUAAUCAGGGAUUUGGUUGAAUUGUCCGAAAAACGAGUGGAUGAUAUUCCUUAUAAUUGCAAGGUCAGCCAUGGCUACACAAACACAGCCGCUAUUAAAAAAAACAUAGCCGAUAUUAAGAAGAAACAUGAUUCCAUAGUGGCUGUUAAUACUUACGAGGAAAAAGACUUAAAAAAAGUUUCGGACGAAUAUGCUGAAUUUGAAACAUUGGUCAAGGAUUCCAAGAACAAGGUUUUGAGCCUAUAUAAUAUGGCCAAGAAAAACUUGGAAAGUCAAUCUAAGGACUCUUCUAUGACUUUCUUCGAAAAGCACAUUGAUGGAUUCCCCAACUCAAGCGGCGCCUUCCUCGAAGCUAUCUCAUCACGCAUGAUACUUAUCACAAUUGCGUUGUAUGCUAUUGCCAAUUUGUAA
Babesia microti strain RI is the source of this 960-nucleotide messenger RNA. Its product is annotated as BmGPI13, B microti specific. The record is from RefSeq and is a predicted model, not a curated record. The transcript has a single exon. Bases 1 to 960 code for a protein of 319 amino acids. NCBI's taxonomy places the organism in Eukaryota, Apicomplexa, Aconoidasida, Piroplasmida, Babesiidae.